AUUUUAAAGAAACUUAAGACCAUGUCUGAAAUGAUAUUUUGAUGGAAAAUGGGAUUAUGAUGAGAAGUCACAUUCUUUGGAUCAUAAAUAAGUGCUUUAGGUCAACUUAAAAGCCAUAUACCAUACAUGGAUCACACCAUUUAUGGCAUGAAUGUGUCCAUCCUUGAAAACUGAAAGAAUGGCAUGAGUUCUUUUGCUUAGAAUGUGUCUAUCAUUAAAAGUUCAUGAUUGUGAACAUACCCGAGUUUUCUGGUAACUGAAUAUAGAUACAUGCAGCCAAGUAAGUUUGGUGUUUGUCCGCUCCCCGAUGUUAGCUAAUGCAGCCAUUCAAUCUUGUUACUGCAGAUAAUGGAAGAUGUUGGAUUUGUGAAUGAUGUGAAGAACUUGAUCUUGCAAUUGGGAUGUGUACCUGGUGCCCUUCUUUCUGAAGAUUAUUCAGCAAAAGUUUCGAGUGAAAGACUUGGUGUACCUGUCACUGCUGAUACACCAGUCAUUACUUCCAAAUGCACUCCCUCUGCAGCUAAUGGCUCCAACCAACUAACUAAUUCUACUAUUGCUUCAAGGUCUGUGACUCCAUCACCUCAUCCGCCAAGGGAGAAAUAGAUAAUUACCAGGGUUCUUGCAUUGACUUCCUCAAACCUAUGACCAAACCAAAUAUUUAGAUAGCAUUUGCCAACCAAAGUCUCAUUCAAUGGUAAAAACAAUGGCCUAUAGCCAGCAGAAGAAGACGGUCGUCCAUACCGAAGCUAAAGUGAUACCGACAAAUUUUGAUUCAUGUAUGCAACAUCCUUCUGCUUAUAAUUCCAGAUCUGCAUUCAAUGAAUUAGCUGGCUUCAAUCAAUUAAAUCUGAGUUGCAACCUUAACUAUAUGGAACAACAAACAUCAGGUGUUGGAAGACAGAGUCACGUUAAUCCCAACAUGAAUCCAUCAAGUGCCUCAAACAUGCCUCAACUGAAAACAGGUGUAGGCAAAAUUCUUGAACAGAAUCAGAGUUCUGGUGGCGGUUCACUAUUUGGAGGAAUCCCAAUAUGUGGUGGGAGUAAUCUUUUGAGGACAAAUAUGAUUAACUGCUCUGUUUCAAAUUCUCCCAAAGUACCCACUUCUGAAUUUUCUGGAAGUCACAAGAUUGAGUUUGGGCUUCAAAAUAACAAUUCAACAACUGAUACUGGGCUCUGUUCUGUGCCUAAUUUCUGUAACCAAUCAGUUACCAGUCACAUGAAUCAAGAAAACUCUGCUCAGAAGAACCUUCCCAUUGAUUUAAAGCAUGCUUGUGAUGCUUUCGUUUCAACUGAUCAAAGGAUACAUGAUGAUUUGCUUCAUACCGCUCUUAAUAUUCCGUCUCUUCAUCUUGAGGAGAAUGAGCCUAUGGGUGAUAAUAUCCCUGGUUUUGUUCAAGAUUGCCUCAAUAAAGAUUUUACUAGUGUGGUGAAAAUGAAUGUUAAGCAUGAAGAGACUUAUAAUCAACUUCCAUCAGGGGAUGAUCUCUUCGAUGUUUUAGGCGUGGAUUUGAAAAGGAAACUACUCAAUGGAAACUGGGAUAAUUUGCUUGCAAGUGAUUCAGAGGCCAACAGAGAGCGUCUAGAUAAAAAGGCAACAUGCAUGAAUUUGCCUGGUGUACGUCCUGAUAACAGCUAUUCAGUUAAGGAAGCAAUAUCAGACAGUGGGAUCUUCUCAGGAACGGGCACUGACCACCUCUUAGAUGCUGUUGUUUCAAAAGCUCAAUCUGCUCCAAAACAGAGUUCUGAUGAAAUGUCUUGCAGGACAACAUUGACAAGGGUUAGUACUGCCUCCGUUUCCUCUCCUGCCUGCAACCAGGUUCUGUCUGAUCAUGUCCUGAAGGGAUUGUUUGAUUUUCCCAAGAACGGGGCUAAAAGAGCUGCUGGGGAAACCAGUUCUCUUAGGUCUGGGUGCAGCAAGGAUGAUGCUGGAAACUGCUCUCAAAUGACUUCCAUAUAUGGUUCUAAGCUUAGUUCAUGGGUUGAGAAUGGUAGUAGUGUGAAACGUGAAAGCAGCGUUUCAACUGGAUACUCUAAGAGACCAGAAGAAGUUUGCAAAUCAAAUAGGAAAAGGCUUAAACCUGGAGAGAAUCCUAGACCUCGCCCUAAAGAUCGCCAAAUGAUUCAAGAUCGUGUUAAAGAAUUAAGGGAAAUUGUGCCAAACGGAGCAAAAUGUAGCAUAGAUGCACUUCUGGAAAAGACCAUCAAGCAUAUGCUUUUCCUGCAAAGUGUAACAAAGCAUGCUGACAAGCUGAAACAGACAGGGGAAUCUAAGAUUGUUAGUAAAGAAGGUGGGUUGCUAUUAAAAGACAACUUUGAAGGAGGAGCUACAUGGGCAUAUGAGGUUGGCUCGCAAUCAAUGGUUUGUCCAAUCAUUGUUGAGGAUCUUAAUCCACCUCGUCAGAUGCUAGUAGAGAUGCUUUGUGAGGAACGGGGUUUCUUUCUGGAAAUAGCUGACUUAAUCAGAGGAUUAGGAUUAACCAUCUUGAAGGGAGUUAUGGAAGCUCGUAAUGACAAGAUCUGGGCACGCUUUGCAGUUGAGGCCAACAGGGACGUGACGAGGAUGGAAAUAUUUAUGUCACUGGUUCGUCUUUUGGAUCAAACAGUGAAGGGUGGUGCAUCUUCAUCGAAUGCAACUGAUAAUAACAACGUGAUGAUGUAUCAUCAUUCUUUCCCACAAGCUACCCAGAUAGCAGCAACUGGUAGACCUAGUAGUUUGCAAUGAAGCAUCAUCCAUUGUAGUUUCUUGGCAUCAAAUUCACUCUAAAAAACUUAAGGUGAAGAUAACUUAGUGAAGGGCAUCUCAAAUGCAUUUGUAUUUGUAUUAUGUACAUGCAUGUUUCCUCCAGUGCCUUCCAAAGCCAGUGUUGGCAGUGUCUGCUGGUGCUUUAGGCAACUUAGAUAACUUGCAUUUUUUCUUUCUCUUGGGAGUAAUGCCACUUGUCACCAACUGGGAUAAGGCUUUUAUUGAUGUUUGUUGAUGAGUAAUGCCAUUGGUAUUGUUGUAUAGAAACUGUAGGAUUUGCAAAGGGCGUUCACGAGUU
Molecule: messenger RNA, 3041 nt
Organism: Vigna umbellata (rice bean)
Lineage: Eukaryota; Viridiplantae; Streptophyta; Magnoliopsida; Fabales; Fabaceae
Source: RefSeq, a predicted model, not a curated record